Molecule: messenger RNA, 2886 nt
Organism: Photinus pyralis (common eastern firefly)
Lineage: Eukaryota; Metazoa; Arthropoda; Insecta; Coleoptera; Lampyridae
Product: inter-alpha-trypsin inhibitor heavy chain H4-like
Exons: 8
Coding region: 462-2801 (779 amino acids)
Source: RefSeq, a predicted model, not a curated record
AAAUGUUUCCUGAUGCGUUUCAGUACCUAUACAAUAAACUAACCAUAACGCUAUUCAUUCACUUGCUUAGUCGUGAUAAACUGCUAACUUUCGACGGUUGAAUUAAUCAUCAGGCUCUUCUUCACGUUUUCUUGGUAAUAGCCUUCUAAUUUUUUAUGUACGUAGUGAAGCCACUGCAACUAUUCCAAUUUCCAGAAGAAAAGAAUCAUUCCUCAUUCACGGUGUUAUCACGAUCAUUCAGACCAUGAAAUUUUUCAUUUGGCAAUAUUAAUUUAAGAUAAGCAUUUUUUAAACUUCGUCGACCAUUCACGAAGGACAAGCAAAUUGAGGAGUUUGAGGACGAAAGGUGGCCUCCUUGAACACAAUGUGCGCGUGCCAAUAUUAGUACUAAACCAACAGCCCUUGGAAGAGAUGGCAAUGGAUGGGAAGUGAUUUACCUAUCAUGUAUUCCGAGCUUAAAAAUGAUUCUCAAGUUUCAACUGUUAGUGUUUGGAGUCACCAUUGUGCCCAUAUUGUCCAUUGCAUCGGACCACGAUAGCGCAAUGGUCAUCAGCACAACUACUUCACAACCUAGACAGGAUGGCAAAGAGAGUGAAGAUGUAUAUCCACUACCUACGGUUCCCCAAAUAUACGAAGUGCGGAUUCGAUCCAAUAUCAGCAAUCGCUUCGCCCACACCGUUGUCGUAAGUAAGAUGAAAAACUAUGCAAGAACUGCUAAAGAAGUCAGAUUCUCAAUGUUACUACCCGAAUCGGCGUUUAUAUCUGGUUUUAUCAUGGAGGUGGGAGGUGUAAAUUACACCGCCACCGUAAAAGAAAAGAAAGAAGCUCAAAGUAUUUACAACAAGGCAGUAGCAAGCGGGGACGCAGCAGCCCACGUUGCAGUGAGCGCACGCGACUCCAGUCGUUUCACCGUGUCAGCGAAUGUAAAGCCCGAAGAAAAAGCGGCAUUCUACUUGACUUACGAAGAAUUUUUAGUCAGAAGGAAUGACCAUUACGAGCAAAUUAUCAACAUACACCCAGGCCAACCUGUGAAAAAUCUACUUGUGGAGGUAGUAAUUAGUGAAAGUAGAAAAAUUACUCAUCUCAAAGCGCCUCCUCUGCGCUCGGGAAAUGAAAUAGGCUCAGAUAAGUUAGAGCUGGAUCCUAGAGCUGACAUAUCAAUUGUGAAUGAUACCGCGGCAACUGUAACAUUUAACCCCAACGUUGAGCGUCAGAAGGCAUUGGCCCACAUCUUUGGCACUAAAGUGGAAAAUGGACUCGUCGGUCAAUUCGUCGUACAGUACGACGUGGAGCGAGAUCCACAAGGUGGCGAGGUUUUAGUUCAAGAUGGCUAUUUUGUUCACUACUUCGCGCCGACUGACUUGCAACCUCUUCCUAAGCAAGUGAUCUUCAUCUUGGACACCAGCGGCAGUAUGCGCGGUCAAAAAAUUCAACAACUCAAGGAAGCUAUGUACAAGAUCUUGGAUCAGCUGCAUGAACGCGAUUUGUUUAAUUUGGUUGAGUUUAACAGUAAUGCGAGAGUUGUAGAUUUAGACAACGAGGCGAAUAGUGUGUGGUACCCUCGGCGAGAGGUGCAUUCCACUGAGACGCAUCCUGCACAAAACGCCCCUGACUUACAGAAUGUAGCAUUUCCUAGAGCUUAUUUUGUUAACGAUAGCAAUAUUGAAGCAGCCAAAAAAGCGGUGUCCAAAUUAUUGAUUGAUGGCUCCACGGUUACAUGCAGUGCUAUCAAGGUAGGUUUGCGCUUGGCGGAAGUAGAAAGAACGAACCCCCAAGAUUCUGUUGAGCGUCAACCGAUUAUUAUAUUUUUAACUGACGGCCGACCUACAGACCCGGCCUCUACCAAUGUUAUUACACAGGUAACUGAAUAUAACUCAGACUUGAAACACUCCGUGAUUUUUGCGCUUGGAUUCGGUGGAGAUGUGGACAUGGAAUUUCUACAGAAGUUGGCGCAGAAAAAUUCUGGUUACGCUAAGCCAAUUUACGUGGCGGCCGACACGUCUUUGCAGUUACAAGAUUUUUACCGUCAAAUAUCUUCUCCUUUACUUGCAAACGUAUCGUUUAGGUAUGAACCUUCAGUGACCAGUUUAACAAGGACGGAGUUUCCUAUACAUUUUGGUGGUUCAGAACUUGUAGUGGCCGGUUUCUGUGGAGACGCACUUCCUUCUGUUACCAUUGAUGGCAUUGGCGUUCGAGGACGAACAACACUCAAACCCACAGUUACUAGAACAAUAUCGAAUAUGGAACGGCUAUGGGCAUACCUUAACAUCAAGCAGUUACUAGAAAAUAAGGAUGUAUCUGAAAAUGAAACCAGUGUCUUGAAGGAAAAGGCUUUGGAUUUGGCGCUCAAGUAUUCGUUUGUCACGCCUGUCAGCUCCCUCGUUGUUGUGAAGCCUAACGACACCAGCGCAGUUGAUAUGGAGCAAGUGAAACAAAAAGAAUAUGGAACUCGUCCUUUAUAUUCGCCAAUGAGGGGGCGUGCAAGAUCUAAGGCUCGUACUCACUCGGUGUUAACACAGCAGUCAGAAUUAAACCGCCUAUUGAGCAUUCUUCCAUGGCUACGUGGCCUACUAAGUGGUGAAUCCGUAAAACUGCCCCAAGGUACUUACAAAUUGGGGAUAAACGAAACAAUCAUCGAUAUCAUCACAUGUCCAAAGACUCCCUUAAAUGAAGAAGGCUAUUGUAGGCUACUCAAAAGCUGCCCUGGGGUAGAUGUAUUGUUGAAGAGUUCCUCGGACUUUUAUGACCAUUUCUGCGUGUUAAAGAAUGAAUUUGCUGGUGUUUGCUGCCCUCGUAACUAACUAUGGUGCUGGCAACUGCAGUGUAUAAAAACUUUUUGGGGACACGAUUAUCAUAGUCACUAAUAAAUAGUAGUAGUAGACCGUU